Messenger RNA from Mucor velutinosus, 2592 nucleotides. Its product is annotated as translational elongation factor EF-1 alpha. The transcript is spliced from 16 exons. Bases 1 to 2592 code for a protein of 863 amino acids. Gene Ontology annotation, molecular function: nuclear import signal receptor activity; small GTPase binding. Lineage: Eukaryota; Fungi; Mucoromycota; Mucoromycetes; Mucorales; Mucoraceae. Gene Ontology annotation, biological process: protein import into nucleus. The record is from RefSeq and is a predicted model, not a curated record. Gene Ontology annotation, cellular component: cytoplasm; nucleus.
AUGGAAGCUCUUCUAUACCAAACUUUAUCUACAGACGAUAACGAACGAAAGAAGGCAGUGCAAUUGCUGGAGCGGCAUGGGACUGAAGACUAUUCGAACUAUGCAGUCAUCAUAUGCCACAUCAUCGCUAACUAUCAGCUGCAAGACAAUGUGAGAAUGUCUGCUGGCCUGGCAUUAAAGAACUCUUUAGCAGGGUCUCAUGCAUGUAUUGGAAUCCUCGCAGAUCAACGCACAAAACAUAUGAUAAAGACCAAUAUCCUACCACUGCUGGCAACAAAACCGAGAAGUGUAGCAAACAUCAUUAGCCAGUUGGUAGCCACUAUGGCCACAAUCGACUUACCACUGGGCGAAGCAGACGAUAUCAUUACGACACUGGUAGACAACAUUACACAAAGACACCGCCCAUCCAACGUCAAGCAAGUAGCUCUUCAGACAAUAGGUUACAUUUGCGAGUCCGUGCAACCGGAACUACUAUCAACAAAUCAAAAAAAUGCACUUUUGACAGCCAUCAUAGACGGAUCAAGGAGAGAGCAGCUAGAUGUAGAGGUCAAAAUAGCAGCUAUCAAAGCACUAUACAACUCGCUGGAAUUCAUUAGAGGCAAUUUCGAGAUUAGUGUGGAACGGGAUUUCAUCAUUAAAGUGAUAUGUGAUGCUGCUACACCCAAUGCAAGUUCGACAACUGAACUACAAGUAGCUGCGUACGAGUGCCUGAAUAAGGUGGCGGGUCUAUACUAUGAAAAGCUGGAAGACUACAUGACAAGCACGCUGUAUAAUUUAACACUGAACGGCAUGGCACAAACAUCAGAUCCCUCGGUUGUGCUACUCUCUAUCGAGUUCUGGUCGACCAUUUGUGAUAUCGAAGUUAUCAGAAAAAAGGAGAACACUGCUCUCAUGUUUUCUUUUGCUGACAAGUCGAUGAUUUCAAUCAUACCAACUUUGUGCAAACUGAUGAUCAAGGAACACGACAAGCCGGAGAGCGAUGAUGAAUGGGACAUUCCCAAAGCUGCAUGCAAUUGCCUAUCGUUAUUGGCGUCUUGCUGCAAAGACCUAGUGGUCCCCUCAUUAAUACAGUUCAUUGAAAAGAAUUUACUUACUACAGACCUUGUUGAUUGGAGCCAAAAAGAAGCAGCCAUCAUUGCAUUUGGAUCCAUACUCAACGGCCCCUCCAAAAUCAAGAUGAAGCCACUCAUUGAGCAAAUUCUGCCUACUAUUCUAGCUUGUGGCAAGGACCUGAAUAUGCACGUCAGGUUAGCCGCUGCGAGGACACUUACUGAAAUCAUCAAGGAAUCAUCUCAAAUGCUAGAUCAGCCUGCCACGCUACACAGCAUCAUGUCUGCUAUCAAGCGUGGGCUUGGUGAUUCCAGUCAGAAAGUGCGCCAUUCUGCUUGCAUUGGCAUCAUUCAUUGUGCAGAGAGACUUGGGCCCUCGCCAAACAAGCCCAUUGACACGGGCCCUAUUUCAGAAUACACACAUAGCAUCAUUACUUGUUUACUAGAAAACUCGAAAACAUUUGAUUUACAGGACGAUCCAUAUAUGCAAACAGUGUACGAAGCUAUUGCAGCAAUUGUCAAGCACAGUACAAAGGAUUGCGAUCAUGUGGUGGAACUUAUUACAGACAGCACAAUAGCACGAUUAGAGAUUUUAUACUUGGCAGAAACGCGGAUGUCAAAUGCCUUUUCAGUAAAUGAUGUGAUACCAUUGCAGUCGAGCUUGAUAGGCGUGCUCUUGAGUUGUAUUUACAGACUCUCGGUCAAGAUAUCGGUGUACUCUAAUCGCAUCAUGCGGCUAUUCUUUUCAAUGCUCCUGCUAUCGCAAAAAGAGUGCAACAAAUCGAUAAGUGUUCUGGUUGAGGAUGUUUACCUUCUGGCGUCUGCCAUGAUUAUCUCAAUAGGCUCUCAUUUUGAAUGCUUUGUCGAUGAGCUAGUGCCACAUAUAGCAAAUAUCAUGCUUCCAUCACCGAAUCAAGACUGCCAACUUUGCUCAAUCGGCAUAGGCAUUAUAAGCGACCUCUGUAGCACAAUACCAAGCAUGGCCAAACCUCAUGCACCACUAUUCGUACAGCUGCUACUAGACAACCUCAGCAACAACGAUUUACACAGAGACCUCAAGCCAGCAAGCCUUUCAUGCUUUGGCGAUGUUGCACAUGCUCUUGGACCUGAAUUUCUACCCUUUGUCAAUGCAUUAAUGAUGAUCAUACAGCAAGCUGGAAACUUGCAAGCGAAUCAGAAUGACCAGGACAUGGUUGUAUAUGUAGAUGCGAUACGAGUGGCUAUGAUAGAAGCAUUUGUAGGCACGCUGCAAGGGCUGGGACAAAACGCGUAUACUCGAAAUGUAUUUCUGCCUCAUGUCAACGGGUUCAUGUUGUUUGUCAACAGCCUUGUCAAGGAGAAUUCUCGUUCUGACGCGUUAAAUCAAGCCAUUCUAGGCCUAUUGGGGGAUGUAGCCAGGAUAUACGAAAGUCAAGUGCCUAGCUCCAUGCUGGAAUCUGUGCUUCAUGAUUUAAUGAUUGGCAAUCUGAAAGGUGGCAUUUACUUUUCGAAUCGAACCAAGGAGCUGGCUCAAUGGGCUCAAAAGAUCAUUACACCUCAUUAA